Molecule: messenger RNA, 1626 nt
Organism: Cucurbita maxima (winter squash)
Lineage: Eukaryota; Viridiplantae; Streptophyta; Magnoliopsida; Cucurbitales; Cucurbitaceae
Product: ethylene-responsive transcription factor RAP2-7-like
Exons: 9
Coding region: 324-1556 (410 amino acids)
Biological process (GO): regulation of DNA-templated transcription
Molecular function (GO): DNA binding; DNA-binding transcription factor activity
Source: RefSeq, a predicted model, not a curated record
CUUUCUUUUUCUAGACCUCUCUUCUCUCUCACCUACUUACUUUUUCAGUUUCCUGCUCUCUCUCUUUCUCUCUCAUCAAAAUUCAGCCAUAGCCUUACAGCUUACAAGCAAAAACAAUUAAAUCCCCCGUUUUUUUUAAUUUUUUUCACAAUUUCUUCGGGUUUUGGGUUCUUAGAUUGAUUUUAAUGGCGAGAGCAAUUCUGGGUAUUUGUUCUUUUCAAUAAAAAUUAAGGAAAAAAAAGGAUUUUUUCUUCUCUGUUUUGCUCUGUUUUUGAAGAACAAUCCAGAGGAAUCUGAAAGAGGAGGAGGAGGAAGAAGAAGAAAUGAUGAUGUUGAAUCUUAACGAUUCGAUUAUGAACCGUGAUGAAGCGACGACGGAUCGGAUCGUAAUGGAGGAUUCGGAGACUUCGAAUUCCUCCGUCGUUAAUGCCGAUGAGGUCUGCAACAGCAGAGAUGAAGAGUCCUCUGUUUUAAUCUUCGAUAUUCUCAAGAAGGAAAGUCCCGGCGGCGUUGGCGGCGGCCCAGUUCCUGAAUUAGUGACCCAGGCGCUUUUCCCGGUUGCCAGUGGGUGGGGAGAUUCUGGGUCUCCAGUACUCAGGACCCAGUGGUUGAACCUGUCGCCGACGGCAAAUUCUGGUGGCGGUGGAGGACAGCAGGAGCUGAAAGCUGUGCAGCCAAAACAACAGCAGGUGAGGAAGAGCCGCCGUGGGCCACGGUCCAGAAGCUCGCAGUACCGUGGUGUUACGUUUUACCGGCGAACUGGAAGAUGGGAAUCUCAUAUUUGGGAUUGUGGGAAACAAGUUUAUUUGGGCGGGUUCGACACGGCCCAUGCUGCAGCAAGGGCUUAUGAUCGAGCGGCUAUAAAAUUUAGAGGAGUCGAUGCAGAUAUAAACUUCAACAUAAGUGAUUACGACGAAGAUAUGAAACAAACAAAGAAUCUAAACAAAGAAGAGUUUGUGCAUGUUCUACGCCGACAAAGUUCUGGAAUUUCUCGUGGAGGAUCAAAGCUAAGAGGACUAUCUGUUCAAAAAUAUGGACGUUGGGAAACUCAAAUGAAUCAAAUUAUUGGAAAGAAUGGAACUGAGGAAAGAUCUGAGAGGUUCGAGACAACGGUGGAGGCAAGUAAUGGAGGCAAUGGACAUAAUCUUGAUUUGAGCAUUGGAGGAAUUUUCAACUACCAUUUUAGUAAUUCUUCUCAAAAGCUUGAGAGACCAAAGAAUGAAAACAAUGGCCAUGCACAUGGAAUGGGUGGACAACAACCUAAUACUCCUCCUUCCGUGUUCUCUUGUUUUUACUCCGCUUUUUUACCACUUAAUCAGGAAAGAGGGAGAGAGACGAGAAACAAAGAGUCGACGAGUUGGAGAUGGCAAACGGCGAGGUCGAUAGAAGGAAAUGUGAAGGAAGAAAAGAAGAAGAAGAUAGAAAGCCAUGGUUCCAAGAGUGCAGCAUCAUCAGGAUUCUCUCCCUCUUAUAAUUUUGGUUCAUUUUAUGCUCAAAACAACACACCUCUCCACACUAAUCACUGCCUUCCAACGCCUUACACCAAUAUUUCUUGACCACCACUAAUAUUUUAUGUGCUUUAUUUGAUGCUAAUGACAGAAAUAAUUCUUAAUUAUUUAUUUAUUU